AUGGCAACAAUGAAAAUACCAAUGACGGUACCUUCUCCUCGUGUCGAUGUUGACCAGCUCUUUAAGGCCUUCAAAGGAAGAGGUUGUGAUACUUCGGUGAUCAUCAACAUCUUAGCUCAUCGCAAUGCAACGCAAAGAGCUCUCAUCGAACAAGAAUACGAAACCAAAUUCUCAGAUGACCUUCGAAAACGUCUCCAUUCCGAGCUUCAUGGUCAUCUUAAGAAAGCGGUUCUUCUAUGGAUGCCUGAAGCAGUGGAACGAGACGCUUCAAUACUGCAACGUUCCUUGAGAGGAGCCGUGACUGAUCACAAAGCGGUUGCUGAGAUUAUAUGUACACGAUCAGGCUCUCAGCUUCGUCAGAUCAAACAGGUUUACAACAACACUUUCGGUGUGAAACUUGAAGAGGACAUCGAAUCCGAAGCUUCUGGCAAUCACAAAAGAGUUUUGCUCGCAUAUUUGAACACUACACGAUAUGAAGGACCAGAGAUUGAUAAUGCGAGUGUGGAGAACGACGCUAGGACUCUCAAGAGCGCGGUUGCUAGGAAGCAUAAAUCUGAUGACCAGACGUUGAUUCAGAUAUUCACAGACCGAAGCAGGACUCAUCUGGUCGCUGUUAGAUCUACUUACCGUUCCAUGUUCGGCAAAGAACUUGGAAAGGUAUGA
Molecule: messenger RNA, 663 nt
Organism: Camelina sativa (false flax)
Lineage: Eukaryota; Viridiplantae; Streptophyta; Magnoliopsida; Brassicales; Brassicaceae
Product: annexin D5-like
Biological process (GO): response to water deprivation; response to cold; response to salt stress
Cellular component (GO): plasma membrane; cytoplasm
Molecular function (GO): calcium ion binding; calcium-dependent phospholipid binding; phosphatidylserine binding
Source: RefSeq, a predicted model, not a curated record